Messenger RNA from Grammomys surdaster, 3578 nucleotides. It is a transcript of the gene Hcrtr2, whose product is annotated as hypocretin receptor 2. Gene Ontology annotation, cellular component: membrane. The coding region runs from base 126 to 1508 and encodes 460 amino acids. The transcript has 8 exons. NCBI's taxonomy places the organism in Eukaryota, Metazoa, Chordata, Mammalia, Rodentia, Muridae. The record is from RefSeq and is a predicted model, not a curated record. Gene Ontology annotation, biological process: circadian sleep/wake cycle process; G protein-coupled receptor signaling pathway; feeding behavior. Gene Ontology annotation, molecular function: orexin receptor activity.
AUUCCCGGCUCCAGAGCCCCUAGUCGCGGCAGCGGCGGCGCAGCCUUUCCCACCGCGGAUCCCCGGUGCUCAUGGGGCAGGCGGAGACAAGCUUGCAGCACUGAGCCGAACCUGACCAGUCCGUGAUGUCCAGCAUCAAAUUGGAGGAUUCCCUCCCUCGUCGCAACUGGUCAUCUGCCUCGGAGCUGAAUGAAACUCAAGAGCCGUUUUUAAACCCCACGGACUAUGACGACGAGGAAUUCCUACGGUACCUGUGGAGGGAAUACCUACACCCGAAAGAAUAUGAGUGGGUCCUGAUCGCAGGGUAUAUCAUCGUGUUCGUGGUGGCUCUCAUCGGGAACGUGCUGGUCUGUGUGGCAGUGUGGAAGAACCACCACAUGAGGACAGUCACCAACUACUUCAUAGUCAACCUUUCCCUGGCAGACGUGCUUGUGACCAUCACCUGCCUUCCAGCCACUCUCGUUGUUGAUAUCACUGAGACCUGGUUCUUUGGACAGUCCCUCUGUAAGGUCAUUCCUUAUUUACAGACUGUGUCAGUGUCUGUGUCUGUUCUUACAUUGAGCUGCAUUGCCUUGGACCGAUGGUACGCCAUUUGCCACCCUUUGAUGUUCAAGAGCACAGCCAAACGGGCUCGAAACAGCAUUGUUGUCAUCUGGAUCGUCUCCUGCAUCAUAAUGAUUCCUCAAGCCAUUGUCAUGGAGUGUAGCAGCAUGCUCCCUGGCCUAGCCAAUAAGACCACCCUCUUUACAGUAUGUGAUGAACACUGGGGCGGUGAAGUUUACCCAAAGAUGUACCAUAUCUGCUUCUUUCUGGUGACAUACAUGGCACCUCUGUGUCUUAUGGUAUUGGCUUAUCUCCAGAUAUUCCGUAAACUCUGGUGCCGACAGAUUCCCGGAACUUCUUCUGUGGUUCAGAGAAAAUGGAAGCAGCCGCAGCCGGUUUCUCAGCCCCGGGGCUCAGGACUGCAGAGCAAGGCCCGGAUAAGCACUGUUGCUGCUGAGAUAAAGCAGAUCCGAGCACGAAGGAAAACAGCCCGGAUGCUCAUGGUGGUACUUCUGGUCUUUGCAAUUUGCUAUCUACCAAUCAGCAUCCUCAAUGUGCUAAAGAGAGUAUUUGGGAUGUUCACACACACUGAAGACAGAGAGACUGUCUACGCUUGGUUCACUUUUUCACACUGGCUUGUAUAUGCCAAUAGUGCUGCAAAUCCAAUUAUUUACAAUUUUCUUAGUGGAAAAUUUCGAGAGGAAUUUAAAGCUGCCUUUUCUUGUUGUCUUGGGGUUCAUCAUCGCCAAGGAGAUCGCCUCGCCAGGGGAUGUACGAGCACAGAGAGCAGGAAGUCCCUGACCACGCAGAUCAGCAACUUUGAUAAUGUAUCAAAACUCUCAGAGCACGUGGUGCUCACCAGCAUAAGCACACUCCCAGAAGCCAACGGGGCAGGACCGCUUCAAAACUGGUAUCUACAACAGGGAGUACCAUCUUCACUCCUGUCCACCUGGCUGGAGGUCUGAGAGAAGAGGCCUGAGCAUCCGUAUGGAAUCUCACCCAUGUCUUCUCAAAGAGAUAACGGUUUACAAAACAAUUGCCACUGUGUUCUUAGUGUGACGUUAAAAAAGAUGGACUUUGAGGCACUUACGCGCUUUAUACAUGACCCGGAUGACUUGAGUUUUUAUUUACUAAAGUUUCUGUUUUGUGGAAGCCAUUCAUGUUCAAGAAUGAUUGUUGCCUGGAAGAAAACUGAUAAAUAAAAUGCGUACAUAAAUGAUGUGAUGAGGAUGGAAUCAUGAAGCGUAUAUAUACUUCUCACCAUUAGGACCCAUGAAUCCUGAGAGAUUUGGAUUAAAAACUAAAACAGGAGACCCCCAAACAUAGAAAUGGUGUUGGGGUGCUUAACUACUUACUUCAUUGUGUGCUAACAAUGCAAAUGAGAAGACUUCAUAGGAAAAUUUUCUUUUGGAACUGAGCUAUGCUGAACAUUGGACAUUGACCUACCUUUAUUCCCUUUGUAUUUCAAGCCUUCGAUGUGAGAUGUCAACAUCAUUAAUUUUGUUGCUAAUAAGGUGGUGUAAUAAUUUUGCCAAAUAUAUUUGAGAUGAAUGAAUUUUUAUAAUAUCAUGAAAGCCAGGUUUGUGUGAAAGAGAAAAAAAUAUGAGUUCUAAGUUUUCCACAAUGUGGAAUAAUUAAAUAGUUAUAAACUGUUGAUAAGUUCAGUGCAAAAGUGUUAGGCAUAGUAAUACCCAAUUUCACCUCAGUGUACAUUGAUUAAUCCAGGAAGAAUAAUUAUCUAUGUUUAUAAGUGACAAUCUGAAUGUGUCUAGAGUUGUUACUAAGCAUAACAGAAAUGAGGGCUACUAGCACUUUGAUACAAUGUAACAAUAUCAGGUUUGCAUUAGCUGUGAAUCAUAGCAGGAAUUAACUGCAUUUCAAGAAACAUGGCUAGUCCUUACAAUUAGAAACCUUUCAGUGAAACUUAACUUUGAACAGCUCGCUCUUCUACUUCAUGAUAUGGGCAAAAGCAUAAAUUCCAUUAGAUUCUUUUCAAAUAAUUUCCAUAUUGCUUGAAGCAAAACAAUGGGAUUUUAGGGUCAUUAUAUAAGUAGAAAAGCAUUCAUUUACAAUCCUUUUUAUUACUUUAUGCACAGAAGAAUACAACAGAAACAUGAAAAGCACUAUUCGUUCUCAAAGUUCAAAGGGAAUGCUUUUUACACUCUUCUGCUAUUGAAAAGGAAGAGAAAAGACUUCUCUAACUUGCCACGUAUUUCUAUUCUUUUAAAUUUUCUUUAUAGACUUUGGAGUUAUGAAAUAUGUUGUUGUUAUUGUAUCCAUGUAUGUCUGUAUCAGCAUGCCAGUUGCUCAAUAAUUAUUUAUUUAAAAUAAUUAUAUCUUUAUGCUUGAUUGUACUGUGUCUUCAUGAGAAUCUUUUUCAUAUAAAAAAUGUGAUUAUAUGUCUCCCAGUGUGAAGAUUGAAUUAUGUAAUUUUUAAGUAAAAUAUCUCUGAGAAGUUCAUAAUCACAUCCACGUUGUCCUGCUGUCCUAUGUGAAGAAUUAUGAUGUUGUUCAAUACAUAAAUUGGAUAUUUGCUCAUAAUUAUUGUCAAAUCUUUGCAGUUAAGGAUUAAAUUAACCCUGGUGCAGUACUUGAUGACCAAAAUAUUUUUCCAAUAAGUUUAUAUAACCAGGAAUAAUUAUGAUAUAAAAGAUAUUUAAUAUUAUUUCUAAGAGGAGGUACUAUUAUAAAGGUUAAUAUUAAACACACAGCUAAUUCAUAAAAGUUAUAUAAAACCACUCAUUUAUAGAAGUAAAAAUCAAAGCUUUUAUCUGAGUCAGAAUUUUCCUCUGCUUGUGACUUAGAAUAGUAACCCCCUUAGUUUACAAAUGAUUAUCAUAGUCUGCAAGUGUAUGAGUUAGCCUUCUCUAAAAUAUUAAACUUUUAAACUAUACCUUUAGUUGGCUCUUUUUGUUUUAUCAAGCUGAUUAUCAAGGACUUCAGAAUCUAGUGUAAAUAAUUUAAAUUCUUAAAAUCAGUUCUUAUUAGAACAUUUUAUUCUAUUUGCAAAGGUAAACAUUUGACCCAUAAGGAGG